Marasmius oreades (fairy-ring Marasmius) is the source of this 2889-nucleotide messenger RNA. RefSeq lists its product as uncharacterized. Lineage: Eukaryota; Fungi; Basidiomycota; Agaricomycetes; Agaricales; Marasmiaceae. The record is from RefSeq and is a predicted model, not a curated record. The transcript has 13 exons. Bases 1504 to 2754 code for a protein of 416 amino acids.
GUUCGCCGCCGUCACGCGUCAUGGUGACCUCCCUUCUAAGGGUCAUCAACUAGCCUCCUACUUACGAUCUCAGCUCUUCAUUCUCUUGCUUUGAAGCCUAGAAUGUGUUCUUUAAUUCGUUCUUUCCUUGCACUGUCGUAGGGAAUCGAUAUCGCCCCGGAAUUUUGUCAGGGAAACCACAAAUUCGCGAAACAGCUGAGGAUGGAUUUUCACGCAUAUUUGAGUGGCGUAUGGAUGUCGCAGGAGAUGUUGAAAGGCGAUCGGGAGGGCGUUAUUAACGGGUUCCGCGAGUUGAAUUCCGAUGUGGGUACGAAAAUGUCGGAUAUAGGCUCUGACACACAACUCAGAACCAGAGCAGGAACUGGUUUAGCUAGAUGGAACUCGCCAUACACAGUUCGGACCAAACUUCCACAUAGCGGCCAUGAUCCUUAAGCUUCAUUCUUUGCUCAACAGGGAGUUGCCCUAUUUGCUUUGUCGACCUCACCCUUCUUCUGCACGUCCUUCCUACUAUGCUAGCUCUUGCGCGCUGUAACGACGACCGGAAUCACAAGGAAGUUGAAGCUGUCCUAGCCGCGAAAUUAGGCCAUUGUGGUUCUACGCUACUUUUGCUUCAAUCUGUUGCCCACAUCUAUUCCCAGUACUAUCAGGGUUCAGGAAUUUUGGCGUUCCAGUCUACCUGACCAUACGUCGGCGGGCACGGAAACUGUAUAGAAACGUGUGUUGUUCUCGCUUCGUAUUGGCAGUUAAACACACUGGUCCGAAGAAAAUCUUGGGGUAAAUAAUGAUAGGAGCUUCGCAAUUCAUAGGGCGGCUCCAGCGCGUCCGAACACCAAACUUUGUUGUUCUUGAUCGGUUAAGGUCGUGACAGCUGGAACUCUCGACGACACAAGGCUGCCAAAUCCUGAACUAGACACCACAACGCAUUUCCCCUUAUAAGUUGCAAGAUGGAUUCCCAGUAUACUUGGAGUUCCCUUCCUAGCUUUUGGUCAUGCAUCUCGGGUUGUGGGCUGUCGCCUUACAGGCAUCCAUCGUCCUCGCGGCUUCUCUUGCAGGGCCAACAGUCAAGCUAGACUCCGCCACGGUCACUGGCACAUCAUCCGGAAGCGUCUCGAGAUUCUUAGGGAUUCCUUUCGCCAAACCACCAACCGGGGACAGGCGAUUCCGUCUUCCUGAAUCAAUCGACCCAUAUUCGACUUCCUUCAGUGCGACGUCUAUGGGUCCAGCCUGUCCUCAGCAAGCAGUGAAACUCCCCGAUCUCACUGGACUUCCUGCCGAUGCGGCUAACUUCGUCGUGAACUCGAUAUAUGGGAUUAUUUUCCCAGAUGAUGAAGAUUGUCUGACUAUCAAUAUCAUCAAACCUGCUGAUGCAACUCCCACCUCAAAUCUUCCGGUUGUUGCGGUACGCUUAUUCUUGCUCCUUGAACUCGGCGCUGUUAAGUUGAUGUUCACUUGUUUCAGUGGAUAUUUGGUGGUAAGUGACUUCUGCAUUGCUUCUUUUCUCUGAUGCUCUCUAAGUUUUUGAAUUUAGGUGGAUUUGAGGUGGGAUCUCCUCAGAUGUAUGAUGGCGCGGUCAUUGUAGAGCGCUCAAUUGCACUCGGUCAACCGGUCAUAUAUGUUUCAAUGAAUUACCGGCUUACUGCUUUCGGUUUCUUGGCUGGUAAAGAGGUGAAGGCAGCAGGAGUCGGUAAUUUAGGGCUCCACGAUCAGCGUGAGGCACUCAGAUGGAUCCAAAAGUACAUUAGCCCUUUCGGUGGUGAUCCCACGAAAGUUACCAUCUGGGGUGAAUCCGCCGGAGCCAUGUCCGUCUCCCUUCAGAUGCUUGCUGAUGGAGGAGAUACCAAGGGACUCUUCCGCGCUGCCUUUAUGCAAUCGGGCUCUCCCCCCCCAGUUGGAGAUAUCACAGACGGCCAAAAAUACUACGACGCACUUGUUCAGGGGACCGGAUGUGCAGGGUCUUCAGACACACUCGCCUGCUUACGGACAGUCCCGUACAAGAGACUUAAGGCUGCCAUUAACGACUCCCCCCAUAUUCUCUCCUACCAGUCAUUGAAUCUGGCAUGGCUACCUCGAGCCGAUGGCGUUUUCCUUUCCGACACUCCGCAGAAGCUGGUUCAACAAGGAAAGGUCGCUCAGAUCCCCAUUGUUAGCAGUGAUUGUGAAGACGAAGGAACCCUCUUCUCCCUCUCGAUCCUUAACGUGACAGACGAAGGCCAAAUUCGUACAUACCUGAAGACGAAUUUUUUUCCUACCAUUUCAGACGCCGAUCUGGAUACCCUGCUGCAGGCAUAUCCACAGGAUCUUACUCAGGGCUCACCUUACGACACGGGAUUUUUGAACGCUUUGAGUCCCCAAUUCAAGAGAUUCGCGUCUUUCCAGGGUGAUGCGUUGUUCCAAGCACCCAGAAGAUUCUUCCUAAGUGCCCGCAGUGGAAAACAGAAAAUGUGGUCGUACUUGAGCAAGCGAGGCAAAGUCUUGCCAUUCUUGGGUGCUGCUCAAGGAUCCGACCUACUGAACAUAUACGGCGGAGGCGAGCUGACGGACUACCUUAUCCGUUUCGCUACCAACUUAAACCCUAAUGGUCCUGGAUCGACCUCGUGGCCGGAGUAUACUAACUUGUCUCCGUCUCUUUUGACGCUCACGGACAGCGCCCUUGUCCCGAUAGUAAUUACGCAGGACACGUAUAGAAUGAAAGGGAUGUCUACAGUUACGAACAUCAUGCUGGCAAAUCCACUUGGCAUUCCUCCGAACGUUUAAUUAAAGAACGAGUUUUCAUAGUUCUGUUACCACUCAUUAUGACUCGUGUCUGUUGUUGAUAAAUUUCGGAUGUUCCUCCCUCUACUAGUGACUGUUCGUCCCGUUCGUUUGUGGAAAUUUUAUAUGGCUUCAUUA